This is a messenger RNA of Drosophila busckii, 1374 nucleotides long. RefSeq names its product HMG domain-containing protein 4. NCBI's taxonomy places the organism in Eukaryota, Metazoa, Arthropoda, Insecta, Diptera, Drosophilidae. The coding region runs from base 52 to 1290 and encodes 412 amino acids. The record is from RefSeq and is a predicted model, not a curated record. The transcript is spliced from 3 exons.
CGCGUCGUUUAUAACAAAUAAAUAACAUAACGAGUGUUUAAAAACAAAACAAUGGAAUCUCCUUUAGCCAGUUCAGCUACAAAAGAAUUUCAGGUGGCUGGCGUUUCGCGCAGUGGACGCGUACGCAAGAAAUCAUCAAAACUGUUGGAUUUCGAGUCGCCAGAGGAACUUGAGAAACGAUUCAAGCGCACUGGUCGAGCACCGGCGCGGUAUACAAAUCGUGGACGUCCAUCAAAUGCUGCACGGGAGCGUGAACAAGAAAUGUCGUUGGCGUACGAAGACGACUUUACAGAUGUGGAUAACACUUUACAUUUGUCCGCGCCAGAAGACACAAGGGCUAUUAUAAACGCAGCUGACUUGCGUGGCACGAUAAUGAAUUCGGACGAUGAAGUGGAUACACUGGUGCAAGAUAUAGUACAAGGGGUGCAGGCGGAAGCUUGCUACACGAACGAUUCUCGUGUACGGCAAAGCCUUUACAUGCGGGAGAAGAGCAACAAGCGCAAGAUACUUAAAGACGGUAAAGUGGUGACUGGCAAGAUGCAGCGCAAGGAUAAGGGCAAAUCACGCUAUACGGCGUAUAGCCUAUGGGCACGCGAGGUGCGCAAACGUGACUUUCCAGAUCUAGAUUUUGCCAAUGCGGCACGGCGUCUCAGUGAGCUUUGGGCCAAUGUUUCCAACAAAGACAAAAACGCCUGGAGACGCAAGGCAAAAGUACAGGCAACAAAAGCGAAAACACGAGAAAAAGAGAUAGUAGUGACGUCUAUGUUAAACUUGGCCAGCAAUGGCAAUGCCGCUGGUGCGGCAGACAACACAGAUGGCUCAUUUCAGGUGCGGCCCACCACAAGUCGCACCAAAAAGAUUGCCGCCGAUCGCCGUCAGGUGAACGAGCCAGUCACGCCCACACAGAACAGACAGAGGCGCAAUACCUACACUCGCACAAGGCCUAGUCCAGCAGCAACAGCAACAGUUACUAGGCAAAGCGCUGGCGCCACAGAUCUCGAGUUAGCUGGUAGACGUUCGCCACCGUCAAGCACUGAGGCUAUUGAUGCAGCAGCGCAUUUAAAACUGCUGGGUGAAAGCCUUACGUUGAUUGGUGAACGCUUGAAAGAGCACAAUGGACAUGUGGCGUUGUCAGGAAGCUUGUCUGUCCUAUUGGACAGUCUACUGUGCUCCAUGGGACCGCUACUCUGCCUUGCAACACAAAUUCCCGGACUUGAGAAUAAGCCGGAGUUGGCCACAAACCUGGCCAGUACGUUAGACAACAUUGCCUACGUUAUGCCCGGGCUCUAAGUAAACAACUAAGAACUGAUUGGAGUGGAUCAUCCGCUAAUUUAGUGUAGCGCUAUAGAUAAUAAGCACAAGCAGCAUUGCACU